Molecule: messenger RNA, 972 nt
Organism: Uncinocarpus reesii 1704
Lineage: Eukaryota; Fungi; Ascomycota; Eurotiomycetes; Onygenales; Onygenaceae
Exons: 3
Coding region: 1-972 (323 amino acids)
Source: RefSeq, a predicted model, not a curated record
AUGGUCCGAACCCGCCGACUGAGGCGCGGUGAGGUGACCUACUCAUGGGCAAGAAACGCAGAGACGAAUAUCCUGGUUGCUCUUGAGGACCAUAAGAAAACGAUCAAGCUCUGCGCCAACCUUCUGAAGAAGUCAGCCUUACUUCAACAAGCUGCUGCCCAUCACCUCAGAUUAUCUCCCGAACAAUGUGAACCUUCUCAUCCCAAAAGCUGGCUGUUUGGGAGCUUCAAUGUCUGCAUUCCUAUCUCCGUCCCUGGUAACAAGGAAGUCUUGAUGCGAUUCCCAAUAUUGCACCGAAUUGGUGAAUCAUUCCGACCCGGCAAUGCUGAUGAAAAGCUACGAUGCGAAGCAGGUGCUUAUGCCUGGCUACGGGAGAAUUGUCCUUCAAUCCCUGUGCCUAAGCUUUACGGGUUUUCUCUUUCAACAGGUCAGAAUUUUACGGCUAUUGAGAACCUACCUCCUGUUCCGCGACUCCUCCAUCACCUACGCCGCCGCCUGCUCAAAUUAUUUGGGUGCGCAGUUCCAUCCGCAUACAUCCCUCAGGAAGGGCUGGAUUUAAGUAUCUUGAAAGCUGGUUAUCUCUUGAUUGAGCGUAUACCGGAAUCUUAUGGAAGAAUGCUCUCAUGCACCUGGGAAGACAAACGACACGACAAAGGGCUCCGUGCAAAUCUAUUCAAAGGCAUCUCAAAGACAAUUUUAACACUCGCUCAGGUUCCGGUACCACGAAUUGGAUCAUUUAUGAUCGAUGACAGUGGUUUCCUGACACUAAGCAACAGGCCACUCACUCUGGAAAUCAUGGAUUCAGAAAGUCAGCAAAUUCCAGUUGACAUUCCAAGAGAUAUGACCUACUCCUCAGUCAACGCGUACGUCCUCGACUGUCUCUCAUUUCAUGACAAUCGUUUACACUUUCAGCCAAAUGCAAUCAAUGAUAGCCCUUACAACUAUGCGAACCGUUGUCAGACAUUUUUUUAG